Messenger RNA from Oncorhynchus mykiss (rainbow trout), 2447 nucleotides. Lineage: Eukaryota; Metazoa; Chordata; Actinopteri; Salmoniformes; Salmonidae. The record is from RefSeq and is a predicted model, not a curated record.
AUCUAAAUUCAUCAUGAUCAACCUAGAGUUAAUCAAACAGUCUGCAUGGGGAUCUGGUGGAGCUCUACUCAACUUGUAAUAAGUGGCUGUGGUCUGGGGUCAUGAAAAGAACUGAAUGAUCUGUGUGACUGUUGCUGUUCCAACAGGUGGGUUGACUUAGCACCGUUAUUAUCACCUCAGAGCACAGUCACUGAACACUGUCCUAGAAGACUUCUCCGGUGGUGGGAGACCACUGAAGCAGAGCUGAUGGCCACAUGGUGCUGGGCAGAGGUGAUAUUUAGAGACCAAGAAGAAAGAGAAUGAGAGAGAGACAGAAUGAAUGAGAGAAAAAGAUGGAUAGACAAACAGAGGGAGAGAGAAACUUUUCUCAGCCUCUGUGACCAUGUCAUUCUGAUGUCACUUGAAGGUCAGUAACCAGGCCUGGAGGCCGGGAAGGGCAUGCCUCAGUGUUGGGAUCAUAGAACUGAGACUCACCCUGUUCUGCACCCUUAAGUCCCCAGAAAUACCACCUCUUAUUUAAUACAACCGCCUGAAAUCACUUCAGCAGGCAGCGAGGCCAGCAUUCUGGACAUGAAACCUUUGAAAAUCAAGACCUACCUCAUCCCAAACAUACCCUUCCCCUGGCCGGGCCUGUCAUCUACGCAACAAACAUCUUGACAAUGAGGAUUGCAGAAGUGUAACACUGACAGGGUUGGAGGACGACCAGGUUGACGAGGUACCAGUCGACAGGUAAACAGGGCAACAGAUCAUCCAGCAUGGUGGGAAGGAGACGCGGCUCCAGAGCCACCAGGGGGUCACAGAAGCCCCAACAGCAAAGCACGGGGGGACCCCGCAAGAGGCUGAGAGAGCCAGCAUUAUUUGCCAAGGAAGCAGGAUAUGAGUCGGAGGUCCCUCAUGAAAAGCUGACCAUCGCCCAAGCCAAGAGAGGCACACCAGCAAUCCGGCCGGUCCGAGUCUAUGCUGAUGGGAUCUUUGACCUCUUCCACUCUGGACAUGCUCGCGCUCUGAUGCAAGCCAAGAACCUGUUCCCCAACACACAUCUCAUAGUGGGAGUCUGCAGUGAUGAACUCACACACCGGUAUAAGGGCUACACGGUGAUGACAGAGUCUGAGCGCUACGAAGCCCUGAUACACUGUCGCUAUGUGGAUGAGGUGGUACGGGACGCUCCCUGGACCCUCAGCCCUGACUUCCUGAAGAUACAUAAGAUUGACUUUGUAGCGCAUGAUGAUAUCCCAUACACGUCUGCUGGAUCAGAGGAUGUCUACAAACACAUCAAGGAAGCAGGGAUGUUCGUGGCCACACAGAGGACAGACGGCAUCUCUACAUCUGACCUCAUCACCAGGAUAGUGAGAGACUACGACCUCUAUGUCCGACGUAACCUGCAGAGAGGCUACACAGCCAGUGACCUCAACGUUAGCUUCAUCAGGGAGAAGAAAAUCCGUCUUCAAAACCAGGUGGAUCGUAUGAAGGAGACGGUAAAGACAGUAGAGGAGAAGUCCAAGCACUUUGUGCACUCGGUGGAAGAGAAGAGCCAAGACCUCAUCCACAAGUGGGAGGAGAAGUCCCGGGAGUUCAUUAGUAAUUUCCUGGAGUCUUUUGGUCCAGGUGGAGCGUGGCAUGUGAUCCAGGAGAAAAGUGGACGCAUGCUCCAGGCUCUGUCACCCUACGCAUCGCCCGUCGCCUCGCCCCGUGGCUCCCCCAGCAGCAGCCCCACCAGAGGGCGCUCCCCAUCGCCUCCCUCCUCUCAAUCCCCUCGUUCUCCUCGUUCCUCCGCCACCUACCCCAAGGGUGCCUCUGCCCAUCCCUCAACUUCCCUCAGCAGCAUGAGUGAGGGGGAUGACGACGAGAAAUAGAGACAGCACUGUCCCUCAAACACUCAGUGUACAGGUAACUGCCGAAAUAAAGGAAACACUUGAAGAAACACUUGACUAAAUGAGAGAUACAGGACAAGGGAAGCUUGGUCUUUACAUCCUCAAAGACAUGCUUCUGUCAGCUGUAACUAUUUUGAAUGUGUCAAUAAUCAUGUGUAUUUCAAACAUAGACAAAGAUAGAUUCAGAUUUUUGACUUUGUAGAUGUAACUGCCAAAAUAAAGGAAACAUUUGAGUAAAUGAGGGAUACAAAGUAUAUUGAAAGCAGGUGCUUCCACACAGGUGUGGUUCCUGUGUAUAUUAAACAAUUAGCAUCCCAUCAUUCUUAGGGUCAUGUAUAAAAAUUCCCAGUUGCCCAUUAUGUUGGCUAACAUGGCUAGAAGAAAAGAUUUCAGUGACUUUGAAAGAGGAGACUCAAAGUAGCAUAGAGGGUUUAAAUGGUGUGUGGGUGUGUCUCAGUCAUCUGAUCUCAAACCAAUUGAACACUUAUGGGAGAUUCUGGAGCGGUGCCUGAGCCAAUUUUCCGCCACCAUCAACAAAACACCAAAUGAUGGAAUUUCUCAUGGAGGAAUGGUGUC